Messenger RNA from Diuraphis noxia (Russian wheat aphid), 404 nucleotides. RefSeq lists its product as uncharacterized. The record is from RefSeq and is a predicted model, not a curated record. NCBI's taxonomy places the organism in Eukaryota, Metazoa, Arthropoda, Insecta, Hemiptera, Aphididae.
UGAACAAGUUAAUGGCUACGUUGGAGCGGAAAGAACGUUAUAUAGUUCACUAUAGAAAUUUAAAGCAGGCCAUCGCUAAUGGUCUGAUUGUGGAAAAGGUCCAUAGGGUGUUGGAAUUCCAACAGUCGGGAUGGCUUGCCAAAUAUAUCGAUCUUAAUACGGAGAUGAGAAAGAAGGCCGACAACACAUUUGAACGUGAUUUCUUUAAACUACUGAACAACGCUGUGUUCGGGAAAACUAUGGAAUGCGUUAGGAAUCGUAUUUCCAUAGAAUUGGUGUCCUGUCCCCGACGAAUGCGUAAACUCAUAAAUAAACCCACCUUCAAACACGUUACCACAUACACCGAGAAUCUGGCCGCCGUAUCCUUGCAAAUGAGUGACAUACAUUUCUCCAAACCUAUUUAA